UUGUGACCUCCCCUCGGCUGCUGAAAUAUACUUUUUUUUUCUUCUCCUUCCAAUCUGCAAGAGGCCUUCAAAUAAUAGCAUUACUGCACUUGGCUAAGUCUGGAUUUCUUUACCCCAAAGCAGCCUGGAGAGAUUCGGUCAGCCGGUUCCACAGGCAGCUCCUGGGACCAGCGCUCAGCCUCCAAGUGUCAGAGAGCGAUAAAGGGAGAUGGCCCAAGAGAUAGCCGCUGGCUCUGCAUGGAGGGAAGCCACAGCCUUUGGCACCCCAAGAUAACCCGGUCUCCCCGUGCCGGGCGCGCGCACCCCUGGCCUCCCCGCCCGCCAGCAGGACAGGAACCGGGGCUGCGGCUUCAACGUUUCCUGUUUGACAGAAAGAAAAAGGGCGAGGGAGCAGCACCCUGAAGUCGCUAGUACCGCGAUGACAGCUGGUAGUGCAUUUGCACCCCACAGCACCGCACUCGCCCCGCUGCUCCGCGGUGGCUGAGUAGGAGCCGGGUAAGUGCCCUGCGGCACCGGGGCUGCCCUGCUCAGCGCCGAGCACCUUUUUUCCACUUUUUUUUCACCCUGCUCUCAGCCUACAUGAUUGACACGGGGAGGCUGUAACAUGAACCGGCAAGAAACAAUUUUUUUGUUUGUUUCCCUUGAAGCAAGAAACGUUAACAACUUGGAAAGCAAAGAUAGAGGACACGUUUGUUAAUUAGAGAGGGUUAUUUGGGGUAACAGAAGAAGGAAAUAAAGUAUUAGCUUGUCAAGAAGGCCUCAACAGCUUGCUCAGCUUGGGGACGGAGGCCUGUAGUGGUGGCCCCAGCAUGAUCAGCCCUCCCGAGCGGGCCCGGCCGCGGCGCACGGGCGAGAGCUACGAGGAGAAGUGCGAGCGGCGGCACGAGACGCGCGAGGCCUUGCGGCGGCGGAGCCACCCGCCGAGCUGCCGUAGGCCCGGGCGGAUGGCGGAGGAGCUGCCUCAAAGCCCGCGGCAACGCGAGUUCCUCCGGAGGAGGAAUCUGUCCAGCACCACACUGGAGAUCCUGACACAAGCCACCCUUUUGUUCCAGCGCCCAUGGAGCCACCCCGCAUACCCCCCUGUGCUCUCCCCGCUCGGCCUUGGCAGCCCCCUCGAUGUUUCGGCAGAAGCCACCCCUGUGCCAUGCGUCUCCACGAACACCCGAGGAACUCAGACGCUCACAAGCGCAGGGGUGAAAGACUCGAGCCAGCAGACAGACUGUGGAACAGCGGUUUUAAAUAAGGAAAUCAUACAGCUGUCCAGCUACCUGAAGGAGGCCCUGCACCGCGAGCUGCUGCUGAAGCAGAAGAUGGUGAUCCUGCAGGAGCUGCUCUCCACGCUGCUGAAAGCCUCCGAAAAAUCCUGGCAGGGUCAGCUGAAUGAAGACAAACUGAAGUGCAAACUAAGGGCCCUUGAAAAUCAGCUGCAGGCCUGCACCCAGAGUUACUCAAAGGAGUGCGUGAAGAAGAUCCUGAUAGAGAUGGAGGACCAGAAGCAGACCUAUGAGCAGAAGGCGAAGGAGGCUCUUCAGAAGAUGCUCGAAGACAAACUCCAAGCAGAGCAGCAGCUGCAAAACUCUCAGAGAUGCCUGGAGGUGACGAGGGAGGACCUGGCCCUCUGGAAGGUGCACUACACCACGCUCAAAGCCGAGUGGACCCAGAUGACCAAGACGCAGAGCGAGCUGGAGAGCAACCUCCACAUUCUGCAAAGCAAACUGCAACACACAGCGGCACAGAACGAGCAGCUCCAGCAGGCCCUGGACCGCCUGCAGCAGGAACACGCCGAGCUCCAGCAGCGCGCCAGCGCCCUGCAGGAGGACAACCAGCUCCAAGCUGAGCACAUCAGCACCAUCGAAGGUAAACUGCAAAAAGAACAAAAUCAGAAGCUAACAUUACAAAACCAGAAGCUAUCCUUGGAGGUGACAAUCAGCCACCUACACAACUUGCUGCAGAACCAGACCAACGAGCGGAAAAUGCAGGAAGCGAUGGUGCAAAGGAAAGAUCAGGUUUUCACCACGCAGAGCCCACCUCUCCCUCCUGCCAAGGAAACACAAAAUGCUCUGUUAAAGCACCCUGAGGAGGAGGCAGAAGAAAGCCUGAAGGCUGAGAUGCAGGAAAGGACAUCCCAGCUUACAGCAAAGGAGAACGAGGUAUAUGUGGGCACAGAGGUGGCAGAAGUGAAACUCCCCCAUCACCAGGCUGCCCGUGCACAGGCGAAGAGCCACGGCUGCUGCGGGAGCCCUGCCGGUCUCGGUGUGCCUGGCACCGUGGGGCUCGCUCCCGCUAACGCCCCCGCUAACGUCCCCUUGCAGUGCCAGGAGCUGCGCGCCGAGCUGGAGGCCCUGAGCGAGGAGUACCGCUCCUGCCUGACCAGGCUGCGCCAGUGCCGGGACGAGCUCAACCACGUCCAGAGCAAGCCAGCGAAGAGACAGCGUGGUAACUGGCUCCCUCUUCUGCUGGCAGUGAUAGCAAUGGCCAUGGCUGCCUUCCUCGCAAACUACCGACCAUGAGGCACCUUCUCAGCGACUUCUGUUCAGAACUGACUUCUGCUUCACCAGCAGCAACGAGUGACGCACCUUCUGCUGCUCUUGUACUUACCCUGGUUCGUACCCUGGGCUGGGCUCACUCCAGGCAAACUGACACAGCUCCAAUAAACGCAGGGGGAUUGCCCCUUCCCUUCA
Anas platyrhynchos (mallard) is the source of this 2681-nucleotide messenger RNA. The record is from RefSeq and is a predicted model, not a curated record. Lineage: Eukaryota; Metazoa; Chordata; Aves; Anseriformes; Anatidae.